Molecule: messenger RNA, 2162 nt
Organism: Oryctolagus cuniculus (rabbit)
Lineage: Eukaryota; Metazoa; Chordata; Mammalia; Lagomorpha; Leporidae
Source: RefSeq, a predicted model, not a curated record
ACCUGCUGCGUGCUUCUGCACAAUGCCCCUGUGGACACGGGCUCAUGGUGCUGAUGCACGUGCCCUGUGCGCCGCUGGCCACCAUGGCCUAGGAGUCCCUGGCCCAUGUGUGUGCGUGCCUGGCACUGCAGGAGUACUUCCGGAUCAUCCAGGGCACCCCCAGCAUGGGCAUCAUGGUGAGCAAGCACUUUGUAAAGCAGCUAAUGGUGGGCGCCACGGAUGCCUGCUGGUCUCCUGGGACCCCACCACCCCUCCAUCCCAGGGCCACUUCUCCACUGUGCAGCUCUCCAUGCUGCUUCCCUGGACCCGGGGCCACCUUUUUCACACCCCUAGGGUUGUCCCAGCUUUUCCUGCAUCCUGGGGUGCAUUUCUCCUUCUGCUGCGGGACCCAGCUCAAUGUCAUUUCCCCUUUCACAAGGACACCCUCCCCCACUGCUGGGGCUGGGCCCAGGUCCCUGCAGUCCCCACCCCUCCUCCAGGCACUGGGGACAAAGACUAGCCCUCAUGGCUUGCCUGGAAGCCUAGCACAAUUCCUUACCCAUCAGAGUUGUCACUAGGCCUGGAGAGAAUGUAGAGGUUAGGGAGCAGGUGUUGAAUGAACAAGUGAGUAGCACAUGACAGAACAGUGAGCCAUAGGACAGAACCCACAGGUCCUCCCUCCCAGAGAACUGUGAAUGGACACUCUCAGACUGCCCAGUUAGCAUGUUCAAGAAUAGGGCAUGACUGGGCGUCUAACCUAGUGGUUGGUGCUUGUAUCCCACAUUGGAGUACCUGGCCGUGGUGAGAGCUCAACUGACUGGGUUUCUGCCACCCACAUGGGAGACCUCAAUUGAGCUUCUGCCUGGCCCAGCCCAGCCCCCACCAUUGUAGGUGUUUGGUGAGGGAACUGGUGGGUGGGGGAGCACACUCUUUAUCUUCCCCCAUCCUAACCCCCUCUUCUGCCUCCCUGCCUCUAAAAUUAAUGAAUAAAGUACAGAAAGGGAUAGGACGCUCACACCUAAUGGGAAACAAAGUGGACGGCGUGCUUGUCUGCAGUGCAGAGUGCUGCAUGGUGAGGGCUUUAAAUCAUUCAGAGAACAUGCGGGUCCUGGGCAGCUGGGCCCGGGGGGAGGAAGGAGCCUCUGGACCUCAUCUCUUUCUAACUAUCUGCAGAUGUGGCAGAACAUCGAGGAUGCAGCAUGGAGAGCCCAGACCUACCUGGAAUUGGAGGGCCUGCCUUGCAUCCUCUUCCUCAGUGGGGUGGACCAGCUCAGGGAGUCCUUGUGUUACCACGGCCUGGCUCCAGGUGGCGCCCUUCACUGUCAGCUAUGGUCAUGAUCAACUCCUCAUGCUUGGCAAGAAUGGCUUUGGAGCAGGAGCUGGGCCUGGCCGCCCACUUUGUGAGCAGCGAGCUGCCCUCGGACAAGGGGCCCAGGAGUGAGGACUUGGAGAGUGACACGGAGAAGCUGAGCAGCACAGACAACAAGGAGGAGGAGCCAGGGACUGAAGAUGGACUCAAGAUCCAGUGAAAACUGUAUGUGUUCUGGAAUCCCUCAGUUGUUGAGGAAAAGCUGAAGGGAUGAGAGAGUGGGACCUUCCUGCCUGUCCUCUUCUGGUGAUUCAAUCUGAUUCCAGCUUCCUGGUGGAUAACAAGAUCUCAGGUGUGGUGAAAGGAACAGAUAGGCCAGCACAGAGCUAUGGGCAUCUAAGGCAGGCCCUGGAAGUAGCUGUGUCAUUUAGAGAUCGUGUGGGUCUAUGUGCAUCAGUUUUGUGAAGUUUUCAUGAGUGAUCAUGUAUGCUUUUAAAAGUGUGCAUGAGUGUGUGUAUGUGUGUGUGUGUGUGUGUUUUCCCCAGGAAAUGCAUUCCUAUGCACAGCUCAAGAUUAACUUCUCAAAAUAGAGAAGAAUUUGAUCAUUUUAUGUAAUUAACUUUAUGUAAUGGACUCAUUCAACCCUAUCCCCGCCUAAUGUCUGACAGAUAAGUUACAUUUCCACAGCUCAGACAGACAUGAUACAUGCACAAAUUGCCCAAGACCUUGAUGGCCCAAGUGAGAGAGGCAAAUAAGUGCCCCUGUUGAUCCUUCUGACUCCAGUGAACUUUGAACCAUGACAUAACUAGCACCACCAUGCAAGGGAGUCCCAGCACUUACGUGCCAAGAAUUAUUAGAUCCACAGAGAUCCUAA